AUGACGACAAUAACAACAACAUCACAACCACCACCACCCUCGGGUCAAUUCCCCCUCCCAUCCCUCCUCCUCCACCCCUCCUCCACCACGCCAACCCUAAUAACCCAAGGCGCAGAAGCCCGCCUCUACCAAACAACCCACCUAACCCCCACCCGCGCCGCAGCCCUCAAAUACCGCCCUCCCAAACCCUACCGCCACCCGACCCUCGACGCCCGCCUGACCCGCGCCCGCAUCCUCGCCGAAGCCCGCGUCCUCGCAAAAUGCCGCCGCGAAGGCUGCUCCGUGCCCGCGUUGUAUGCCCUAGACGAGGUGGCGGGCUGGUUGAUGCUGGAGUGGAUCCCGGGGCAACCGGUGAGGGUGAGGAUUAACGAGUGGCUCGGGGAACGGACUACGGAUCCAACGGGCAUCAAAAACCUCAUGCGCAGAAUGGGCACAGCAAUAGGCCAAAUGCACAAAAUUGGCAUCGUCCACGGCGACCUCACAACAUCAAACAUGAUGCUCCAUCAAUCCCAAACAACCGAUCAUGAUCCCCUCGAAGGCCAAGUCUUCAUCAUCGACUUUGGCCUCGCAAGCCAAAGCACCUCGGACGAAGACCGCGCCGUCGACCUCUACGUCCUCGAACGCGCCUUUGGCAGCACUCACCCGCGUGCCGAGGCCUACUUCCAGGACGUCCUCGACGCCUACCGCGACUCGUACAAGCUGGCGCCCGUGACUCUCAAGAAGCUCGAGGACGUGCGGAUGAGGGGGCGCAAGAGGAGCAUGAUUGGUUAG
Molecule: messenger RNA, 771 nt
Organism: Colletotrichum godetiae
Lineage: Eukaryota; Fungi; Ascomycota; Sordariomycetes; Glomerellales; Glomerellaceae
Product: tyrosine protein kinase
Exons: 3
Coding region: 1-771 (256 amino acids)
Biological process (GO): protein phosphorylation
Cellular component (GO): cytosol; nucleus; EKC/KEOPS complex
Molecular function (GO): ATP binding; protein serine/threonine kinase activity
Source: RefSeq, a predicted model, not a curated record